AUUUAUCUUUAUUUUCACGUCUAGCUCAACGCAUAUCUGUUGCCAAAUGUGAUAUUUUUGUUUCCAAGUAGCGGCGGUCUUAUGGUUUGUCGUCUCAGUUCUCACUAGUCUGGCUCUGGACUGGACUGGAGUGACCGCGCAAAUUUAAAAAUCCCGAUUUCAUACAAAAUGGCGCCCAACAUGAAUAUCCGACCAUGGAUUUUUUCGAAAGAAGCCCAAGAGUGACUGACCAUCAGCAACGAACUCCCAGAGUGACAUCAUAAAAAAAGUUUUCUUGAUAGUGAGGGACUCUCAAAAAUAAACUUUGGACUAUUUUCUUGUGGAUGAUGGUGUUGAAACUUGUGAAUUUAUAUUUGUUACUUCGAUUUUUUUCAAGUGGAGAGCAAUUCGGUGAUAUUAUAAAAUCGUGAUGUGAACACCAAGAAGAUUGAGCAACUAAGAUUUUUGAAAACCUACGCUACAAAGUAGUGCCAACUAUUUUCAAUUUUAGAUCAUUCCAUGCACUGAAGCGGUAUAAAAUAAUUGAAGAAUAAUAAUAUUCAAACUCAACGCCCGUUAUUCAAGUGAUGAGAGUUCGUUUCCAUAAACAAUACUUCAAAUGAUCUUUGAAUUUCCUCAGCUUAUAGUGAAAAAUGGCUGACAAAAGUGUGAGGCGUAAACUCCAAGAUAGAAGUGCAAGCACAGAAUCCACAGAGUAUUCGAUCACGAUGGGCAAAUCGCUGAGAAGAAAAAGCAAAAAAGCGAAACCCAAAGAGAGAUGGUUGCUAACCAGGAAAACAUGGAGGUAUAUGACCGAUGCCGGAAAAAAGCUUAUACCAGAUGGUGCCCAAAACCGACCAGAAGACAUCCCCAAAAUAGAAGCCUACUUCCAAGAAGUAUGCAAAAAAGAACCGCGGUUCCUUUUGUGGCGGAAAAACUCCUACCCAGGAGCCAUCGGCUUCAGAAAAAAAAGGAAGAACUCUAGGAUAGGAGGCAGUUGCAGAAAAACCAGCUCAGCAGACGAAGCUAGCAUAGGCAACCCAACUAAGCCUCAAAGACCCACCCAUCUAGCUAUAGAACCAACCACCAUGGGCAAAUUUGACCUCAAACGUAUGAAAGAGGAAUUUUUCAACGAGAAAAGCACCCCUGAAGGGUUUUCCAGCUACGACCUUAAAGCUUCACACCCAGACCAAGAGGAAACAGAGGAAAAACAACUCGUCAGCAUGCUAGAAAAAUACUUGACAUUAGGCAAGUCCGACCCGAAAGUAGUUAAUUCCACUGCAGACUUCAACUACCAGGAUCUAGUGGACAAACUUCAAAGGCACCUGCACGUCUGCGGCAAAAACUACACUCCAGACUACACUGGCUACACCCCGUCCCAACACGUACACUUCGAAGGAGACCAUGUGCAAAAAUCCCUACUGGAGACCAUGAGCAGGUACUAUGGUCAAUCCAGCAAUCGCGACAAAAUCGUCUCCGACCUUCUAACAGACAGAAAAGCCUUGGAAAAGCUGUAUUUUGAGCUGCGUAAAACCAAGGGCUUCAGAGGCAGUCGAGGAGGUACGGGCUACACGACCUCCUACGCUUACGGCCCUCAGAGGAGCAACUACGAGCACGUGAGACACCCGAAGGGUAGUCCAAGUGCUACUUAUCCACCUCCACUUAUCGAAGUGCAGGGAGAAACCACAGUCGAGGUAUCGCACCACAACUGGGCAACUCAGACUCUGCCGAUACCAGAAUCGGUCCUGCAGAAAGCUGAAGAGGAGUACAAGAAGGUCCUGGAAGAGAGGAACGGCGAGGAGGGUAUAGCGAAAGAAGGAAAGUCAGUGAGGAGGAGAAGCAGCGUUGACCACGACGACGUAUCGCAAUCGGUUAGCGACACGAUCAAGAGGUACUUGAGGAUGGCUCGCAAGAAGAGUGUGGAUGUAGAGAAAACUGACAGGUUCAAGCUAGGCUUCAAGAGCGUCAACUACGACAGAAACUUGCGCAACAUCAAACCCAAGGGAGAAAUAACGAAACCGGGAGACGACGACGGUUUGAACAAGGGCUGUCAGACUAAUGAGAACUGGAUAGUGACAUACCGCGACUUGAAAUUUGCCGAUAUGUACGACGUUUCGGACGUUGAGAGCAGGUUCUCCAGCUCGAGGAGUAGCAUUGACGUGGGGGUGGCUGACGCAUCGUCGCCACCUUCUGUCAAGGGUGGCCAUUCGUUUUUGAGUCACCUGUUGCACGGCAAACAGGACAAAAAGUCUAGUUCUUCUUCUUCUGCUUCAGCGGUGACCGGCAGCGGGACGAUGCAGAAGAGCAAGUCUUCUUCUAGCGUCAUGCACCACGGCAGCAGGCUGAUGGCGAAGAAGAUCUUCAGAUCGAGGUCGAAGAGUCAGACUAGGCCUGCGCAAGCGCCUUGCAAUUGGACACCUCAGGGUAACUGCAUCUGGAAUAACAUCACUGGAAGACAAGUGAUACUGGGUGAUACGUCUAUACUACAUUUGAGCGAAAUAGAAAGGAAAGUUUUGCAGAAAGUGGCCAUUGCUAAACUUCAAGCUCUCAACCUUGGAGUUAACGUCAAAGUUCCUAGUGAAAACGCGGGAUGUGGUGUCACAAAACCGAAAAGAAGGCCGUAUCUGCUCAAGAGAAAAGCCCUUACCACCGGGAUUUUUGAUGCGAGCAGAAAAGAUGCUGCUGAAAAAGAUAAAGACGGCAAUUCUCCCUCAUCAGGCCUGGUCUUCGGCAUACCGUUGACGCAGUGCAUCGAGAACGACAGACUGAGCAGGGCGGCCGCAGGGUCCAGCCCUUUCCGGAGCAGGGCCGACCUUCCGGGGUGUGAGGAGGAGGCCCAGAUAGGCAGGCACGGCUCCAGGUCGAGUUUCAGUUCUCUGAUCGAUUCGCCGAGAAACGAGGAGAAAGGUUCCAGUGACAAUCUCCUCCUGCUGAACAGGAUGGUGGGUAGUGUACCAGGACUCUUGGACACGAUAUCCUGCGGAUCCAAAGCAGAUAUUCCUGCAAGCGUUCUGGAGGACGAAUCCGCUGUUCCAAAUAUUCUAACAGAAUGUUUCAGACAUUUGGAGCAACAUGGACUACAUACCCUAGGUAUCUUCAGGGUCAGUACUUCGAAAAAAAGAAUUCGGCAGUUACGAGAGGACUUCGACUGUGGUAAAGAAACCACCUUAGAGGAAGACCAAAGCCCGCACGAUGUAGCUACUUUACUGAAAGAGUACCUCAGGGAUCUUCCCGACCCCCUUCUUUGCAGAGACCUCUACCAAGCGUUCGUCCAAACACAAAGGAUACGCAAUAGACGAUUGCAAUUUGAGGCUCUUCAACAUCUUGUACAACUACUUCCUCCUGUGAACAGAGACACCCUCCACGCAUUGAUGAGUUUUUUAUCUCUGGUUGCUAGAAAUGCCAAUGACGUCAAGGAUGAAGCAGGUGAGGACAUUUUGGGCAACAAAAUGGAUUCCACCAACCUAGCAACAGUCUUUGCUCCAAACAUUUUGCACUGCAUAAAGCCAGGAGCGAAAGAUGGCGCUGACAGACCAGAAGAUAGAUUAGAUGUGAUCAACGUGGUGAGAUCGCUGAUCGAUCACUACAAAACAAUCUACACCAUAUCUGCUGAACUACUAGAUGAGGUCUAUCUGCACAUGAUGGACUCUCAUCCGGAAGCUCUGGACCAAAUACUCAACAAGAGGGACGGUACAUUGGCAGCAGACGAAUCUGUUGAUGAACUGGACAGCGAAAGCAGUUCAGCUCCUUGGACUCCGACUGCUCCUCCAACUGAUCCACCACUAGAUAGCAUUUUCGAUGUAAGACCAUCUCCGUCCACAGAACAGAGGAAAACCUAUUCCAGGGAAGAAUUCCUUCAUGAAGCAGCUGCGACCGGUGGUCCAAACAUGGGAAUGAGAAUAAGGCAUAAGGACAGGAUACGUGAAAGAAGCACAAGACGUCGCCGAGAGCGAGAAAAAGAAGAUGGCGGCCUAGCCUCAGCCUUGACCAUCAUCUCCCGCCUCAAAGGACAAAAGGACGAGGAUUACAACUACGCCAAGAACAGAUCUUCUUCCCUGGAAAGCACCAGCUCCACCCACACAGACUCAGACCUCACGCGAGUCAUCAGAACCUCCGAUGACGUUUACGAGAGGCGGAAAUCCUCUCCCUACGUCCUAGACAACAGCGGGGUGAUAACAGCCAGCCUCACCAUCCCCAUGCCUCAGAACCAAGCGCUCUCCUACAAUAUCGACGAAGACAUUCCUUACAUUGAGGAGGGAGAGAACUGCAGGCAGCAGCUUACGGUAGGGCUGGUCAGAACCCCUACAGCCCCUCCUCGAAGAAGGAACCACUCUAUUGGCAGUGAUUCAUCGGCCACUUCCACUGCUCAAGCGGUCACAGGCUCCAUCUACGUCAUCCCAGGAUACGAUUCGGCUGUGGGAUCGUCUGCUACUUACUCCAGCCCUAUCCAGAACACCCCAACCUCACUUUCUGGCAGUAUAGCUGAUGCUGGGGUCUACAGCUCACCACCCUCGUGGACUUCUAGUCCUCCUACGUCUCCCGAUAGCACCAAAACCUCGGUGAACUACAUCCCAGAAGAUAAUCACGUGUUGAAGGCGACUAGAAUCACCAAGGAAUCUGUGCCUAGUGUGCAGAAAGUAUCAUUUUCUUCCACGCAGGAGCCACAGCAGAUCAAGGAAUCGAAAGACCAGUCAGCAAGCUACCAGAGGCAGGUUUCUCUCACCAAGCAAAAAGUUGCUGAGCCUAAGGCCGUUCCAGAGGUGGCUAGGCAGGUGGAAAGAGAGCCUAGGUAUACGCCUAGCAUUACUAGUAUAGGAAAUGCUGUUCUGAGGUCGAGAACUGCCGAUUUCGAGAGGAUAAUCAAGGUGGACUCGGGAAAAACGAAAUCUUCGGGGACGAGUUCUGUUGUGGAAAGAGAGAAGAAGAAAUAUACGAAGAGGAGGUACACUGAUUCCAGGCAUCAGACUAGGCAUAUUCCUGAUGCUGAAACUAUAGAGUCGGCUUCUUCUCAAGCUAAACGUGAAGAAAAAGCCAACUCUUCUCAGAGCGGCCCUGUGUACAAAAGAAGAGAACUGAUUUCGAGUGUGCCUUCAAAGUGAAUGAAUUUUUCGAAAAUUGAUUCAUGUGUUCAAAUACUGUUGUAUAUAAUUCAAGUGAUAAAUCUAGUCUAGUCUUAUAGUGUUUAUUGUCUUCAAGAAUCUGUUAUUUAUUUUUUAAGAAUUUAUGUCGAAUUUGUGUUGAUAUAGAUGAAUUAAAUCAUCCACCAACUGAUGA
Messenger RNA from Phaedon cochleariae (mustard beetle), 5253 nucleotides. The record is from the annotation of a GenBank genome assembly. Lineage: Eukaryota; Metazoa; Arthropoda; Insecta; Coleoptera; Chrysomelidae.